Molecule: messenger RNA, 3973 nt
Organism: Thalassophryne amazonica
Lineage: Eukaryota; Metazoa; Chordata; Actinopteri; Batrachoidiformes; Batrachoididae
Gene: ccnd1
Product: cyclin D1
Exons: 5
Coding region: 1-879 (292 amino acids)
Biological process (GO): regulation of cyclin-dependent protein serine/threonine kinase activity; mitotic cell cycle phase transition; positive regulation of G1/S transition of mitotic cell cycle
Cellular component (GO): cytoplasm; cyclin-dependent protein kinase holoenzyme complex; nucleus
Molecular function (GO): cyclin-dependent protein serine/threonine kinase regulator activity
Source: RefSeq, a predicted model, not a curated record
AUGGAGGACCAGCUGCUGUGCUGCGAGGUGGACUCCAUCAGGAGAGCCUACCAGGACUCCAACCUGCUGACCGACCGCGUCCUGCACAACAUGCUGAAGGCGGAGGACAACUACCAGCCGUCAGCCAACUACUUCAAGUGCGUCCAGAAAGAAAUAGUGCCCAAAAUGAGGAAAAUAGUCGCCACCUGGAUGCUCGAGGUGUGCGAGGAGCAGAAAUGUGAGGAGGAGGUUUUUGCACUUGCCAUGAACUAUUUGGAUAGAUUUCUAUCUGUGGAGGCCACCAGGAAAAGCAGGCUUCAGCUGCUGGGAGCUGCUUGCAUGUUUCUGGCGUCCAAGAUGAAGGAGACUGUGCCAUUAACAGCAGAGAAACUUUGCAUCUACACAGACAACUCUGUGCAGGCCGAUGAGCUGCUGCACAUGGAGCUGCUGGUUCUGAACAAACUGAAGUGGGACUUGGCUGCAGUCACGCCUCACGACUUCAUCGAGCACUUCCUGUCCAAGCUGAAGAUUCACCUGUCCAAUAAACAGAUCCUCAGGAAACAUGCCCAGACGUUUGUGGCGCUCUGCGCUACAGAUGUCAACUUUAUCACCAGUCCUCCGUCCAUGGUGGCGGCCAGCAGCGUGGCGGCAGCUGUCCGGGGUUUGUACCUGAAGAGUCAAGACAGCUCCCUGUCUUCCCAGAACCUCACCAACUUCCUGUCACAAGUCAUUCGCAGUGACCCGGACUGCUUGCGGUCAUGCCAGGAGCAGAUCGAGUCCUUGCUGGAGUCCACGCUGCGGCAGGCCCAACAGUACAGCAGCACGACAGAAACCAAACAUGUGGAAGAGGACGUGGAUGUGUCCUGCACCCCGACAGAUGUCAGAGAUGUCAACAUCUGAGUGAUGGCACGGCGUGCUGAUGAUUGAGGGAAAGUAACGGCUGGAGCGUGGCGACGGGCUGGAUGCGCCGUCUGAUGCAGCGUACCGAUCCCGAGCGGGAUGCUCUGCCUGCAUGAACCUGGCUUCCCCUCCUCCUCUCUGGUGGGCUGUUUUUGCUUCAUGGCCGAUUUUGUCACCUACAUUCUCAGUCUGCGGCUGUAAAGACAGCACACAGCCCCCCGAUUCCACAAGGACCCCAAAUCACAUUUCCUGCCUGCUGCCACUCCCAUUCCAGGAAAUGAACACUACAGAGCAAAAAAAAAAAGAAACUGAAAAACUAAGAGAGCUGGAGUUUAAGCCACAAAAAUAGACAUUUUAGUUUGUUUUCUUAAUCCCUGAAAAAUUAAACUAGGAAUCUUUAAAUUGCUGAAGACGCAACGUUUCCUACUAAAACAUGGUGACGUGUGAUGUAGGUGUUUGUGAGUCUGACUUCAGGUUUUUACCUGAAAUGUAUUAAAGAGAAGAGGCUUUUUGUUUUUCGUUCUCUCUGUGAUAAUCUAGAGUGUUGUUAGAUUUUCACUCUCCCGUCUUUUUGUUGUUGCAGUGCAAACUUUCAUAUAUCCUGCUUGCUUAUGUUUAGUCACUUUAUGUCAUUGUAGACCUGCUAUGAAUUAGUCUUAAAUCUCUUUUUUGUUUUAACCACAUUUAGUGUGAAAUGCUCUGAUUUUAACCCCCCCCGGGGUGCUAACUUGGAAAAGUAGGUUGAUUUCAACCAGCAUUUGUGACUCGUUUGAGCUGUGGUUCGUUAUGCUUAAAUCAACAUGCCUGCAAGCAGAUCUGCUUGCAGGCAUGCAAGCACCCCCCCCCCCCCCACUGUUGUCAAACCCAAAAACCAUUCCAGCUAUGUUCUUUAAAAAAAAAAAAAAAGGAAAAAAAAGGCCACUUUUGGUCAGUACUGCUGGCUCAUCUUUAAAAAAUAAAUAAAUAAAAUCAGUGAUUAAGUUUGUAAAACAACAUUAAAAAAAAUUAAAAAGAAAGGGAGAAGAGCAGGAUUCUUUCACAGUGUUGGAGUCGGAGCAGGUUUUCUUUUAACGGGACAAACUCAUGACCAGUAGAACAUAUGUCUGAACGCUGCUCGAUGCCAUCACAAGUCUCGGAGGUUGGCGGCGUGCUGUCAACCCCCCCCAACACACACACACACACAGAAUUCUCAGAGGCCGAGCUGCUCUUAAAUUCAAAGCAAUCCCGUUGGUUUUGGUUAAGCUUCAGUGUUCGGAGCUUCAGAGCCGCGGUCAUGUGGAAAAGACCGGCGCUACGACUAAGAGAUGAUGUCUCUGCUAUUAAUAUUAUUUAUUUUUCUAUUUUGUCUUUUUGCAAACUUCAAAUAACUGGUCUUUGGCUCCACCUUCUGGAGUUUAGCUCAACCAGUGGGAAAGGCUUUGGAAAACCCAAGGGGCCCCUCCUCCACAGAUGCUCAUGGAUUAGGGAAGGGGCGAAGCUAAAUGACGAGGAGAGCUGAUGAGACUGUUGACGUGAUUUUGCACAAACAAAAGACCUGAGCUGCAUUUCUUGGGGACUUGCCGAAAAAAUAAAUAAAUGGAAAAAAAAUGCAGAGGGCAAUGUUGGCAAGAGUACUGAGGGUGUGAACAGGUGGCUUAAAGGCUCGAAAGCUCAGCAGCGGGGUGUCCGCGCUGUUGGCUUCCAUUCAGGUUCUAACACAGCACAGAGAACGACAGGAAGCACAUUUUCACCUUGCAUGGAAGAAAUUCAUACUUUUGUACCAUUGGGUUUGUUCAACGUCCAUCAGCAUCCAUCACCCGUUGUCUGUCUUUAUGGAGAGUAUAAAGUCCAGUUUUGUACCAGGACUUUAAUUUAAAAGGGGUCAACUUUCAGCACAGAGGUUACCAGGGGUUUGCAAAAACAUUUGCAAUGUUUGGAGCCAAAAAUAUUACAGAGACUGAGGAGACGGUGACAGUCCAUUUUCAGAACCUCUGUGUACCUGUCGCUUUAAACGGAAAGGAAACUGCAUGCUGGCCACGCCCCCUUCUGUCUUGAGUAGGAGGCAUUUCUGUCCCACACAUUCACAGUUGUUUAAAAUUGUGCCAAGAGUGGGACAGAAUUGUUGGACUUAAAACCCCAAAUCAUACUUAACCAUAGACGAUGGAUAAAACUGGAUUUUUGCACAAUAUGAUCACUUUGAGUUGUGAGAAACGUGUGUGAUUUUCUGAAACUGUGUAGGAACCCUGCUGCGUAGGUUUCUGAUUGUACAUUAAGGAUAAUAGAGAGUAGGAGAGAAACACUCCUUGUAUUCCGCUGCUAUAGAAAAUAAAUCCCAGCUACGUAAAAAAAAAAGACUAAAACCAUGAUGGAUUUAAAAAAAAUGCUUUCUCCUGUUUGCUGCUACAUUUUUUUAUACAUCAAAUGUCUAUACUGCCAUGCUAGGUUUGAAUUUUCUCAUAGAAAAUUGUGUUGUUGACUUUUUUUUUGGUUUUGUUUUGUUUUAUGUAGCUUAAGUGAUGAUUUUUUUUGUUCAGUUGCUAUUGUUUGUUUAGAUUCUGUACUAUUCCAAAAAAGAUAAAAAAAAAAAAUAAGACGGUGUACAGAUGUGCUUUGAUCUACAAUACCUCAUGUGACAGUCGAUAUCUAUCUUUAAUUUUAGACUUUUUAUUUGUUAGGUCUUAUUCUAUUCUACUUGUUGGUUCAGUGCCUACUAGCUCUGUUGAAACUUCUCGAGAUGAAGCAUCUAUGAUGGAAACCAGCAAGUCCAGGGCCUGCUUUGAUACUGGUGCCAUAACAGAAAAUGGGAUAUCUAUAACUCUGUUGAGUGUUAAGCUGUCUCGGUGAUAGAGACUUUAUCCCCCCUUUAGGCCCAUAGUGGCCUUCCUUAUCCCUUUAUAUUUAUAUUAAAAAGAAAAAAAGCUUUGUGCUCCAAUUUCCAAACUGUCAGUGAGUUGAAUUGUAAAUAGGUUCAGUGUCGAGCUUGGUAAGCCAUAGACUUUUACAAAUCAUUCCACACAGUUGUGGUGUUCAUUUCAUGUCAGUUGUCUUGUCAACAACUGGAGGCACGGUGUAUUCAUGUUUUGUUGCCGACUACACAAUAAAACAUUAGACUGUG